AUGCCAUUUCUCGCCCGCUCCAUUUGUGCAAUAAUGCUCGCCAAUGCUGUUCUUCUCGACCUGGCUGGCUUCGGUCGAGCAGGCGACCGAGCACAGCGACUACGGAGUAAGUACCUACCUAGACAGACAUCUGCCUAUCUUGGCUCCGGUACUCCUGCGCAGCGCAAGAGUCUGAUGGGUCCUCUUGCGUCAUCGCCUCAGAACCAGCUGCGCACUCGAUACACUGGCUGCUGA
This is a messenger RNA of Thyridium curvatum, 234 nucleotides long. RefSeq lists its product as uncharacterized. The transcript is spliced from 2 exons. Bases 1 to 234 code for a protein of 77 amino acids. The record is from RefSeq and is a predicted model, not a curated record. Lineage: Eukaryota; Fungi; Ascomycota; Sordariomycetes; Thyridiales; Thyridiaceae.